GCGGCGCCGCUUCCCUGGCAGAACGCGCCACUCCUUCGUCCAGGCAGGACGUGUGUCUGAGCUCAGCCGAGCGAGACCAGCCGUGCCCAGCGGCUCCGGGACUCGGGCAUCCUCCGCCUUCUCUCCGCGGCUCCCGCACUCGCGUCCUGCGAACUUCUCACAGCCACCCCUCCGGGCCGACUGCUCCCGCUGCAGAGGCAACAUGCCCAUCCCUCGGAUGCGCAUGAGACCAUGGCUAGAGAUGCAGAUUAAUUCCAACCAGAUCCCCGGACUGAUCUGGAUUAAUAAAGAGGAGAUGAUCUUCCAGAUCCCGUGGAAGCACGCGGCCAAGCACGGCUGGGACAUCAACAAGGACGCCUGUCUGUUCCGGAGCUGGGCCAUUCACACAGGCCGAUACAAGGCAGGAGAAAAGGAGCCGGAUCCCAAGACGUGGAAGGCCAACUUUCGCUGUGCCAUGAACUCCCUACCGGACAUAGAGGAAGUGAAGGACCAGAGCAGGAACAAGGGCAGCUCGGCCGUGAGGGUGUACCGGAUGCUGCCACCUCUCACCAGGAACCAGAAGAAAGAGCGAAAGUCCAAGUCUAGCCGAGACGCCAAGGGCAAGGCCAAGAGGAAGUCCUGUGGAGAUUCCAGCCCGGACACCUUCUCUGAUGGACUCAGCAGCUCCACCAUACCUGAUGACCACAGCAGCUACACGGCUCAAGGCUACAUGGGGCAGGACUCGGAAGUGGAGCAGGCCCUCACUCCAGCACUGUCGCCGUGUGGUUUCCACCCCUGGCCAAUCCCUGCGGACAUCAUGCCAGAUAGCACCAGUGAACUGUACAACCUCCAGGUCUCUCCCAUGCCCUCUACCUCUGAAGCUGCAACAGAUGAGGAUGAAGGAGGGACGUUAACCGAGGACAUUAUGAAGAUGUUGGAACAGUCGGAGUGGCAGCAGACAAGCGUGGAUGGCAAGGGGUACCUGCUUAAUGAGCCUGGGAUCCCAGCUACUGGUUUCUAUGGAGACUUUAGCUGUAAGGAGGAGCCAGAAGUUGACAGCCCUGGAGGGGACAUUGGUCUGAGCCUACAACGUGUAUUCACGGAUCUGAAGAACAUGGACAGCAGUUGGCUGGACAGCCUGUCUUCUCCAGUCAGGUUGCCCUCCAUCCAGGCUAUUCCUUGUGCGCCAUAGCGGACACCCCUGGAUGAGCAGGACUUGGUGGCUGCAGUGUGGAGCAGCUGGACUCCUGGGUGGCCCCACUGUGGAGUGGGGUUGGGGCCCCCCUCUUUGGGCUGGUGGCUUCUCAGGGUCUGGCGGGCUCAUCUCGAAGGGACAAGCUCACUCCGCUUCCUGGAAAGAUGGGUUCUGAGACUGAUGCAUUGUGUGAAGGGCUUGGACAGGAGUACCCCUCUAGGUCCUCUCUCUGAGUCCAGCUGCCUGGAGAGGGUCUUGCUGUCACUAAACUGGCCCGAGGGGAAACAGACAAGUGACCUCAGAAUAGUACCUACCCCCAGGGCUGGCUCUGCACUAAGAGGUGAUUGCACUAAGUGAAUUCUAUUCCCAAAGGACUGCCUCCCUUCCCAGCUGAGCCCUGGGGACUGCUCCAAAGCCAGUGAAAUGUGAAGCAAAGAAGGGACCCGUGGCAUGGUGCUCCCUCAGCCCUGCUCCCUGCUAUGGCUGAGGGGCUUGGGAAAAAAUAUGGCACUUUCUCUGUGGCCCUGGCCUCGUUUCUGCUCAAAGGUGGACACUACCGUUUGCUCCAAGCUCCUGGCCUUUGCAUUUAUUUAUAUAGUGCCUUGUCUGGCGCCCAGUACACCCCCUUGAGCCCUGGGAGGGAAGUGGGGAGCACCUCGGUGUGACAUUGCAAAUUGGAAACGCCAUCUAACCACUAAGUCUUGUGUGACUGCAUAUGAAUAUAUCUGUAAAUAUGUACAUUUUUUUUCUUUUAUAAAAGGCUAAUUGUU
Molecule: messenger RNA, 1944 nt
Organism: Ochotona princeps (American pika)
Lineage: Eukaryota; Metazoa; Chordata; Mammalia; Lagomorpha; Ochotonidae
Gene: IRF1
Product: interferon regulatory factor 1
Exons: 10
Coding region: 203-1171 (322 amino acids)
Biological process (GO): regulation of transcription by RNA polymerase II; immune system process
Cellular component (GO): nucleus
Molecular function (GO): RNA polymerase II cis-regulatory region sequence-specific DNA binding; DNA-binding transcription factor activity, RNA polymerase II-specific
Source: RefSeq, a predicted model, not a curated record